Messenger RNA from Insectozyma verbasci, 726 nucleotides. The record is from the annotation of a GenBank genome assembly. NCBI's taxonomy places the organism in Eukaryota, Fungi, Ascomycota, Pichiomycetes, Serinales, Debaryomycetaceae.
AUGUCAUUGAUACCAUUACCACAGUCAUUAAUACCUUUUCUUGAAUCUUAUUUACCUACACAACCAAAAAAUAAUUUACCAUUUGUUACUUUAACUUUUGCUCAAUCUUUAGAUUCAAAAAUUAGUGCUAAACCUGGAAUUCAGACUAAAUUAUCUCAUAUUGAAACUAAAACAAUGACGCAUUAUUUGAGGUCAAAUCAUGAUUCUAUUUUGAUUGGAAUUGGUACAGUUAUAUCUGAUGAUCCAAAAUUAAAUAAUAGAUUUAAUGAUAAAUUAAUAAGACCAAUUAUAAUUGAUCCUUUUGGUAAAUUUAAUUUUAAAAUUAGUCAAUUAUAUAAAAUUGUAAUUGAAAAGAAAGGUUUAGCUCCAUUUUUAAUUAUUGAUGAAUCUACAAUGUAUAAUAAUGAUGAAGAAGAUCUUAUUAAUAAAUUUAAUGGAAAAGUUAUCAAAUUACCAUUAUUACAAAACAGAAAUAAUAAUUGGAAUUUAAUACUAUCUGAACUAUAUAAAUUGGGUUUAAAUUCAAUAAUGAUCGAAGGUGGUGCUACUAUUAUAAAUGAAUUAUUAUUACAAAAGGACUUAAUCAAUAGUUUGAUUAUAACUAUUGCUCCUAUUUUUUUAGGUGUUCAAGGUAUUUCAAUAUCACCAGAUUUUCAAGUUGAAUUAAAAGAUAUUAAAUGGUGGACAGGUAUUCAAGAUAGUAUAUUAUGUAGUCGAAUUAAAUAA